UCGCGCCUGCUUGCAAACGCGCCGCGCAAGACGCAGGAGGCGGAGAGCCAGCGCGGGGCAUGCUUGGCGCGGGGCGCGCUCCUCUUGCUCGUCCCGAGACACAGCAGCUGCGGAGGGAGCCGGAGGGGCAGAGUCCGUCCCCGGGGCAAGAGUUUGGCUGCGGAAGCCCCUCGGUGGGGAAGUAGAGAGAAAAAGAAAGAAAGAGAGCCUCAAGCUCGGUGGUGCCUCUUGUUUCAAAGUGUUCAAAGAGAGAAGCGCCGAGAGGAUAGAAGCGCUCCAAGUUCCCUGUUCUGUUACCCUGCUUUCCAUUCCUUCGCUUUUCAUUGGCUCUUCAAUAAGAGUUCCUGGAUUUACUGCCUAACAGGGGUGAGGAGGAAAACAGAGAAUAGAUCUUUUGGAAGGAUUCCUGAGCUCCCGUUUUGUUUUGUUUCCCUCCCUAUUUUUUUUAAAUCUUAAGAUGUAUAUCUAUUUUCCACCCCUUCUUCUCCUCACACCCCCACUUCCCCCGGAUUGAUGCAUCUCAGAACUGGGAGUUGCAGAACCAGGAAGGAAGACUGCUGAGCUCGGCACAAAGCGCGCACCUUCGGGGUGGGGUGUGAACCACGUUUGCGCGCAGCUCUGGAGUCCACGGAAGAGGAGACCCAGAAAGGCGCUCGAGGCGGGGGUGGGGUGUUGCUCGGGCAGGCAGGCGAAGCGCCCGCCCGUGGCACUAGCUGUUCUUUGCUAUUCGUCGACAGGAUGGAUCCUGCAAGCAACAGUAUCUGACACUCUUGGCCAACAGUAGGUAUAGUGAAAUGAAUAAAUUGGUGAAAUUGGUGAAGAUGCUAAAGCAAACAUAUUUGGGGGCACUAUCCGUGGUGCUGAUUCUCUCUCUAGGACUUCCGGAAACUACACUUGCUUGUCCUCAUCCAUGUGCCUGUUAUGUUCCCACUGAAGUUCACUGCACAUUUCGGUCCUUAGCAGCUGUGCCAACAAGAAUCUCUAAACAUGUGGAACGAAUCAAUUUGGGGUUUAACAGCAUACAGGCAAUAUCUGGAAACUCAUUUGCAGGCCUUGCAAAACUGGAACUGCUCAUGCUUCAUGGGAAUGACAUCCAAAACAUACCUAACGGAGCCUUAAAAGAUCUGACAUCGCUACAGGUGUUCAAAAUAAGCUACAACAAGCUGCAGGUUAUAACUGGUCAAACCCUCCAAGGGCUUUCCAGCCUUAUGAGAUUGCACAUGGACCACAACCGAAUUGAAUUCAUCCACCCAAAUGCUUUUAAUGGAUUAACUUCCCUCAGACUUCUCCAUUUGGAAGGAAACUUGCUCCAACAGCUUCACCCCAACACGUUUUCUACAUUUUUGGUCCUUGAUUAUUUCAGGCUGUCGACAAUAAAGCACCUCUACUUGUCUGAAAAUGCCAUUAGAACACUGCCUAUGGGCAUUUUUCAAAAAAUGCCACUCCUAGAGAAUGUUUAUCUUCAUGGGAACCCCUGGUCUUGUGACUGCAGGUUGAAAUGGUUCCUUGAAUGGAAUCAGAAGUUUUCAGCUGUUUUAAAGUGUAAAAAAGACAAAGCCUAUGAAGAAGGCCAGCUUUGCCCUAAGUGCACCUUCCCGAAGCAAUUCCAGAAACAAGACAUUCAAAAUGUGAAAAAUGUUUCCUGCUCAAAGCCUAUCAUACAGUCUCCGCUAAAACAGAGCAUUGGCCUCAAGGAGGAGGAGGAGGAAGAAGAAGAUGAUGUCUCUGAGCUUCCCAUGGAAGAAUUUCAGCUGUCUCCAUGGAACAUUACUUUGAACCUGACAGAUGAGCAUGGCAACAUAGUGAAUCUGAAGUGUGAAAUCAAGAAGCCAACAAACACCACCCAAAUUCAGUGGAGCCAGAACUCGCCUCAAGAAAUUGAAAUCAACGCAACCAUUUCCUUGGAUCUGGAAUGCCCAAUGAACCGAGACAACUAUGAAAAAUUGUGGAAGCUCAUUGCUUAUUAUAGCGAAGUGCCUGUCAAGUUAGAAAGGGAGCAUGUGCUCAGCCAUGAACCCAAAUUAAGCUAUCAUUACAAGCAAGGUUCUGAUUAUGAUGCUCUUUACUACACAGGUGUCAAAGGGAGAAUCCUAGCUGAGCCUUCCUGGGUGAUGCAGCCGCUGAUCCAUAUCCAAUUGAACAGGCGCCAGAGCACAGGGGAAAAAGUAGUGCUCUCUUUUUCUACCCAAAUUUCUCAAACACUUCAGAUUCAAGAAAACAGACAGCAGAGAAGCAGCUGGGUUAUGAUAGAGCAAGACCAGCACACAAAGGCAGCUCAGAGUGUAGUGGAAGGUUCGGAUGCUCAGCUGAGUUGCAAUGUGAAAGCAUCAGAAAGCCCCUCCAUCGUGUGGAUGCUUCCGGAUGGGACUAAACUAAAAGCUCCAUUCAGAAUGGAAGACAGCCGGUUUUCUGUCCUCAGCAGCGGUCAGUUAGUCAUCAAAUCCGUGGCCUAUGCUGAUUCUGGUGUGUACCACUGUGUUGCUCAAGUGAGGAGUGAUGCAGACACAAUGGCCUACAGACUUCUGGUACAACCCCCAGUCAUCCAGCCAGCUGACUCUGAGACGAUGAAAAUUGAAAAAAAUGUGGGGGAUUCCAUACUUCUACCCUGCAGUGCAGUGGCUGUACCAGAUGCGCACGUAAGCUGGAUACUCCCAAGCAGCCAUGUCCUUCAUGAUUUAUCAAACUCAUCCAAUGAGUACCUGUUAGACAAUGGCACCCUCUUGAUUCCACGCAGCCAUGUCAGUGACAGUGGGUACUACAGGUGUGUGGCUAUAAACCAACAAGGAUCAGAUCAAUUUGCUGUUAAAGUCACAGUAAAUAAAAUGGUCUCUGACAGAUCCUCACAGAGGGUGAAACUAAAGAAACGCCUUGGUUCAAGAACCUCCGUAAAAGCAAAGGGGCGGGUCAUAGAAGAUGAUGAGGGAUCAGGUGUUGAAGAGGCCCGUGAUACUCGGAGCAAAAAAAUCCACCUGAAGGACCGUGAAGUGCCCCUUAAAGAAAAGAAUGGCAAUGUUCCUCAGGUUCAGGAUAAGAGGAACAAAAAGGGAAAGCACAAAAUGAAAUUAUGGAAAGGCAUGGACAGGACUGAAGAGAUCAAUGUUGCAGAGGGCCGUAGGGUAUUUGAAUCCCGAAGGAGAAUCAAUAUGGCCAACAAACAAAUUAAUCCGCAGCACUGGGCCAACAUUUUGGCAAAAGUCCGUGGGAAAAAUUUCCCUAGAACAACAAUGGUACCAGGCGCUUCCUUCAGGACUACAACAGAGACACCAUCCAUGCACCAAACCACCAGCGCUCCUCCCAUUAUCAGCCCUCCACCAAACACUGCCGUGGAAGUCAAUGGAGAGGAGUCUUCUGCAGAUGUGUUGCAGCUAGGUGAGGCAGAUAUGUUCUCAGUCACAAUUCUUCCCACUGUCAACACACAGAAUAAUAACCAAGACCACACACCUUCUACAGCAAUGAGUGCUGAGUCUUCCAUAGCAAGUGAAUUGUCAAACACGGGAGAAACACCUAUUAGAAGAGAUACUCUGAUCUCUCCAACUGUACAGACACAGGUGUGGGAUCAUAGUGAUUUGAGGAAAGAUGAUCCAUCCGGAGGGCGAAAAGGCAUUGUUAGCUUCACCCAAGACCCUUCAAAUGAAGAAGUAACGAGCAGUUUGCCUUAUCCAUUAUCCUCUGUGGAACUAUCACCUAAAGCACCUGUCCCUGCAAAAACUGAAAGUUUAGGAACAAAUUUACAUCAGAUAAGUAUGAAUAAGCUGCAUCAUGCUAUAAAACAUCCCACACACUCUCAAACUGAAAACUACAUUAAUUCAAUAGCCUCUACUACUAUUUUUGCUUCUGUAGCUACAGAGAGUGGUAGUAUAGAGCACCAGCAAGGAAGAAUUUCUUCUGACCUUUUCAGGGUUUCUGAAGGUAUAAUACUUGAAGAAACAGAUGCUCAAAAACCCAAAGACACUUUUCUUGUAGAAAGUACCACUGCUCCGCUUAACAAGAACGGCCAAACAAUGACUGCUUCUGCCAGGAACAAAUUGACGACAGUGACCAUGAUUACAAGCAAAACAACUACCUCUAACUCACAGGUCAUCCAGCAUCCCAGAAGGCGACCAUAUGGGAGAAGGAGAUUAAGACCAAAUAGGUUCAGAAGACCAAAACUUAUCCCUCCUACUGCCUUCACCAUAGAAGAGACACCUUUUAUUAGAAAAAUAUCUAAAACGGAAGCUGCUACCCAAAGUUUGCAGAGUUCCAUUUUUAAAGGUCAUCAUAAAUCUGAUGCUGAAACACAACAUGGAAAUGAAUAUAAGCCUCCGGAAGGAAGUUCUCUACUAGCUACAAGUACUGCUGCCUUAAGGAAGUCUACUGGGGCCCAAGACACAGAAGAAGCUUCAUUUCUUCAUCUUUCUACUUUGCCACCUAAAAUACCUGUAACUCUUUCCAAUGCUGCCAAGGACUGGAAAAGUCACAUGGUGACAACACCAACACCGGAUUCUCUAACUACAGCCCCUGGUAGACAACCACAUUUGUCUCACAGCUCAGGACAUAUGCUUACAACAUCUGCAGGCAAUGAAUUCAUCGAAGUCUUGGGAGGUAAUACUGCUUCAGCAAAUAACCAAGUUAGAAACACUCCUACAACAAGCAUUUCAGUAUCUCUAGAAAGUAUCACUAGACCAGUGUCACUUUCUGAGCUUAGUUUCUCAAAGAUUCCAGAAUUCAAAGAAGAAGCUUUUCUUACUGGCUCAUCAGCUUCAAGCAAUGAAGUUGACCUAAGGGUAGCUCAGUCAAGAACUUCCCUGGUACAGCGCUUGAGUACUGCUGAUGGCAUUGGGGAACACUUUAAGGAUCCCCCAACUGUAGAUGAACAGGAGAAAUUUUCAGACUCUCUAAAGAUAAGUACAGUGGCAACAUCUCAUCAAGGAGAAAUACUGACUUCAUCUCACCAUGGUACAGCGGGUGAUCACAUUUUCACACCUGCAAAAACUAAACAAGUGAUCAGUCCUUGGCAUAAUAAAACACUUAUACCACCAUCUUCAAGGCACACAAAGGGAAGUAUUACUCAGCUGCAUGAUCGUCAUGAUCAGACUAAUGCAUAUAGAACUGGGGAAAACUAUCCCCCAGUAUUACCCAUUCCAUCUGCACCAUUAGCCACUACUCUUCCUCCAUCAAAGCCAAGCACUCCUAAUUUGUCUACAAAAGAAAACGACACAUCUGGUCAACUAGCACUUCCGGACAUCAAAAGAUUCAGUCUCGGCCCACGACAGAAUGAACUUUCCACCACCCAUUCAAACUACAACAGAAUAACCUCACAACAAAAGCAACCGAAAGAACCAUAUGGUGGUAGGAGAUACAAUACACUGAAUCCAAAUAUUCCCAACCAGCCAAUUGGCAUUAUACCCAUUUUUAAUCAGGCACCUGCUUUUGCACCUCCAAAACAGAUCCCUGCAAGAGGGACCAUGAGACCCCCAUAUCUCAUUGCACCAGGUCUGUAUCACCAUUUUGUAACUCACCAGGCCCCCCUUCACUAUACCAAUAAGCCAGAAAUUACAGCUUACGCAGCACAUACCACACAGGACAGAAGAACCCCUUCUCCUCAUACAGAGACCUUUCCCACCACACCUGUUGCUCCAUUAUACAGACCUAAGUUGCAGACCCCCAGCAGAUUUGGCAACCAGGGAGAAAACAGACUCAACAGCCACUCCAGAGUUUUUGCCAGUAACUACCUUCCUGACACCAGAGACAAGCCUGGAAGAACAAUAAAUCAAGCUGUACCCUAUCUCCCCAAUUCCAGAAUACCAUUCCUGUUGAACAGAACUAGGGUAUUCCAACAAUUGGGAGUAAACCCUAAACCUAUAGUGCCGAAUCCGCUUUACCCAGUUAGCACAACCGAGAAGAAAUUUGUCUCUCCAACCAGGGUGAUCACACAAAGCACUCCUCUAAGGGCUGCAGCUACCCCAGGGCCUCCUGUGCCCCUUGAUACUACACUGCCAUCUGAGAGUACUGCUCCUAGCAUUAAGCCACAAGGGACUUCCUCCAGAAACAUCCCCUACAAUAAUCCUAAUGUGUUAUUUGUGCCUAAAAUUGGAGGAGUGAAGGCACUUAAUUCCAGCAUAAUCCAUUCUUCAGCACAUUUCAAGAUACAAGGAGAGAGGCCUAAGAUUAUAACAAAUGGACCUAACAGUCUAUCCAUCCUUGCUGAAUCAGAUGCUGUUAUCCCAUGUGAUGCCAUGGGAGAACCCAAGCCUUUCCUUUCUUGGACAAAAGUAUCCACCGGAGCUGUCAUGACAACCAAUACAAGGAUACAACGAUUUGAAGUCUUGAAAAACGGUACAUUCCUCAUUCGCAAUGUUCAGCUUCAGGACCGUGGACAGUAUUUGUGCACUGCUCAGAACCUGCACGGUGUUGAUAAAAUGAUCGUCUCGAUGACCGUCUUAGCUCAGCAGCCCAAAAUGCUGGGUUCCCGCUUCAGAGAUGUGACUGUUUAUUUUGGAGAAAAAGUGAGCAUGGAGUGCCAAGCCAAUGGCAUUCCAAGUCCCCAUAUUUCUUGGAUUUUUCCCGACAGGAAAAUAUUACAAGCUGUGAGCACUACAGAGGGAAGAGUGACGCUGUAUGAAAAUCGAACCUUGUCCCUCAAGGACACUAACUUCUCGGAUCGUGGAGUAUAUAAGUGUAUAGCCAGCAACGCUGCAGGAACCGACAGCCUUGCCGUGAGGCUUCACAUCGCUGCCUUGCCGCCUAUUAUCCAGCAAGAGAAACAGGAAAACAUUACCCUCAGCGUGGGGCAGAACAUUAACAUUCACUGUAGUGCCAAAGCAGCUCCUCUGCCUGGCAUCCGCUGGGUGCUUUUUGAUGGAACCCAGAUCCGCACUUCCCAGUUUGUCCGCGGCAAUCUGUUUGUUUUUCCAAAUGGAACUCUUUACAUACGUAACGUCUCUCCCAAAGACAGCGGGAGCUACGAAUGCAUUGCAGCCAACAUGGUUGGGGCUGCCAGGAGAACUGUAUGGCUGCAUGUCAGAAAGCAGUCCACAAAUGCCAAGAUUACGGGGAGCUCUCCUCAGAGAACAGAUGUGACCUAUGGCAGCACCCUGAGACUGGACUGCAGCGCAUCUGGGGACCCCUGGCCACGGAUUCUCUGGAGGCUGCCUUCAAAAAGGAUGGUGGAUUCUCUACAAAGUUUGGACAGCAGAAUCAAGGUAUUUGGCAACGGAACUUUGGUUGUUCAUUCCAUCACUGAAAAGGAUGCAGGGGACUAUCUGUGUGUGGCCCGCAACAAGAUUGGAGAUGAUUACGUGGUUCUUAAAGUGAAUGUAAUGAUGAAGCCUGCCAAAAUCGAACACAAGAAUGAGAACAACCACAAGGUGAUGUACGGAGGCGACCUGAAAGUUGACUGUGUAGCUACAGGUCUGCCGAACCCUGAGAUCUCCUGGGGCCUUCCAGAUGGCAGCAUGAUCAAUACCCUCAUGCUAGCAGAUGACAGUGGGAGCCGAACAAAGAGAUAUGUCGUAUUCAACAAUGGGACACUGUACUUCAAUGACGUGGGGCUGAGAGAAGAGGGGGACUACACCUGCUACGCCGAAAACCAGAUUGGUAAAGAUGAGAUGAAAGUGCGGGUCAAAGUAGUGGCCGAACCUGCAACAAUUAGGAAUAAAACCUACUUGGCUCUCAACAUCCCAUAUGGAGAUGUGGUAUCUGUAGGAUGUGAAGCAAAAGGAGAGCCCACACCCAAAGUGAUGUGGUUGUCUCCAAGCAACAGACCUAUCCCACUUUUGUCAGAUAAAUACCAGGUGUACAGAGAUGGGACGCUUCUCAUACAGAAGGCCCAAAGAUCUGACAGUGGCAACUACACAUGUGUAGCCCGGAAUAGUGCUGGGGAAGACCGGAAAGUUGUCUUGAUCCAUGUCAAUGUUCAACCUCCAAAAAUAAACGGGCACCCCAGUGCCAUCACCUCAGUGAGAGAAAUGGCCCUGAGGGACAGCCGAAAGCUCAUUGACUGUAAAGCUGAAGGCAUCCCAACUCCACGGGUCAUGUGGGCUUUCCCAGAAGGAGUGAUCCUGCCUGCUCCCUAUUAUGGGAACAGAAUUACUGUGCACCGCAAUGGCACACUAGACAUCCGAGGAGUGAGACAGACAGACUCGGUGCAGUUGGUGUGCAUUGGCAGGAAUGAAGGGGGAGAGGGCAGGCUGAUUGUGCAGCUGCAGGUCAUGGACCAUGUGGAAAAGCCAGCCUUUCGGGAUCCAGUCACUGAAAGGAUCACUGCGGCAGCAGGACACAGUAUCAAUCUGAACUGCUCAGUGCAUGGGACUCCUCAACCUGCCACAGCCUGGAUCCUUCCCAAUGGCACCGAGCUGCAGAAGAGCAGCCAUUUGCACCGAUUCUACCACAAGAGGGAUGGAAUAUUACACAUAAGUGCCUUGUCUGCGGCAGAUGCUGGGACUUACCGCUGCACAGCCAGGAACCCAGGUGGUUAUGCAGAAAGGGUGGUCUUCCUCAAAGUGGGGUUGAAACCGGAAAUCAGCAAUCAGUAUAACAACUUAGUGAGCAUCAUCAACGGGGAGACCCUGCACCUUCACUGCAUCACCCAGCCCAGCCAGCAAGCUCGCAUAACCUGGACUCUACCCAAUGGGAUGGUGUUAGAUGGUCCCCAGGCUGUUGGGCGAUUUUCCCUGUUAGAGAAUGGCUCUCUCACAGUGCGUGAAGCAUCCGUGUUUGACAGAGGUACUUACCUGUGCAAGGUGACGACCGAGUAUGGCUCUUCCCUUAUGAACGUCCCAGUGAUUGUGAUAGCCUACCCACCCCGGAUCACAAGCGAGCCAGCUCCCAUCAUUUACGCAAGGCCAGGCAAUACAGUGAAGCUGAGCUGCAUGGCCAUUGGGAUCCCUAAAGCAGAAAUAACGUGGGAUCUCCCAGACAAAUCGCAUCUGACAACAGGAGCUCAAUCCCGUCUGUAUGGAAACAAAUUCCUUCACCCUCAGGGCUCAUUAAUCAUCCAGCAGGCUACACAAAAGGACGCAGGCUUCUACAAAUGCACUGCUAAAAAUAUACUAGGCAGUGAUUCAAAAGCAACCUACAUACACAUAUUCUAAAGUUUUUUAAAAAUGCCUUUGAAUACACAAAAAUAUCCAAAGUCCCUGCCAAGUGAGCACAGCUAGGAAAAUACAGUUGCUAAAUGAAAACAGUUGUACUGAGAGAAGAACAGGGUUGUGCCAGAAAUGGUGGAUCACAGCUUUACCUUCAUGAAAUUCCAAAAUACUACUCAGGCAGGUAGCAAAUCUGAGAAGCCAUCUACACUCUCUCCGUGAUGUAAGAGGGCUUCUUGCCACUUGUCUGAGACUAGACCUAGGGGGCUGCGGAUUUAAUAGCCCACAAUCUUUCAUCUCAAUGUGGUGAACUUUAAGCAUUUUUUCAGUUUUGCUUUUGAUUUAGAGCAGUGUGCUUGAAUCCUGCCAUAUACCUAUCUGGGGUAUAUAGUGCAAUUCAGCCAAAGUUAAGUACUUUCAGGACUCAUUGAUUUCAGUGGAAGAGUUAACCACUGUGAUCAGUGGAACCUAAUAAGUGGCUGGAUUGUGUAGCCCAACCUUAAGGUCAGGAAUGGGGAACCCCACUGUUGGACUCAGCACUGCUCAUUGGCCCCAGCCAGCACAGUCGGAAAUGAUGAGAGGUAUAACUCAAGAACAUCUAGGGGGCCACGGAGCAGGUGGGGAACCUAUAACCCUCCACAUGUUGUUGGAGUGUAACUCCCAUCAUCCCUGACCACUGAAUUCCCCUGUCAAGUUCUUCUCUCCUGGAUAACUUAUCAGAACACUUACCCUAUUGUGAGUUUCCUACUCAUUGGGUGGUAUUGGGGAAGAGGAAAAAUACUUGAUCCAGGAAUGCUAUUCUCAGAAGCAGUCUUGUAGGGCAUGUAACAAGGAAUUCUGUCCUAAGUAUAGCAUUAGCUUGACAAAUUAAUAUUUUCACACCUUGUGCUAUCUAAAAACUCCAGUGGCAGGAAUGGGAAACGUCUGGCCCAUCAAUCGUUGGACUCCAACUCCCAUCAGCCCUGGGCAGCAUGGGAGUUGUAGUCCAGCAACACCUAAAGGACCACAUGUUCCCUUUCCAUGCCCUGUGGCUUUAUUUUGAGGGAAGGGAGAAAAUCGGAACAUAAAUGUGCAUCUUUUUCAAGAAAGCUCAAACUGAGAGAAACAUGUUGAUAAUUCUUCUUACCCCAAUCAUUUUUGGUUCUGCCUAUGAUGUAAAGUACUAUGACCACUGAUAGUGCAAAUCUGUUCCUUUAUGCAACAUGCACCUUAAAAUAUACCAAAGUAGUAUUAAAUAUAACAAAAGAGCUGAUGCAAGAGAAGUUAUUUCAUUAUUCUUUUUGUUGGACACAAAAUUAUUUCCAUAAUCCCCUGCAACGCUUUGGACAUAGCCAAGCCUUUAUAGAAUAUGAUUACUAACUUACUCUCUACCCAUUCUUCUAUCAGCUCUCUGGGAUCAACUCUUAAGUUAGCAACAACCCUGAUUUUAUUCCACCACAGCACAGCAAUAAUUACUGUAACAAUGCAAAUGCCUCACAGCGAGGGACUCCCUGGCUGAAUUCAGUCCUUCUGUAUUUUGUAUGAUGUUUGUUUCAGACUAUGAGACUGGAAGAAUACAGUGACCUGUGUCUCAGUGUAUAAAUUAUUGGUCUUUACAAGACUCUGAUACUUCUACUGUGUUUUAUAUAAAUAUUAAGAUCAGUAUACUGUAUGUUUUAUAAUAAAAAAAUAUU
This is a messenger RNA of Zootoca vivipara (common lizard), 10738 nucleotides long. RefSeq names its product matrix remodeling associated 5 (gene MXRA5). Gene Ontology annotation, molecular function: protein binding. The record is from RefSeq and is a predicted model, not a curated record. Lineage: Eukaryota; Metazoa; Chordata; Lepidosauria; Squamata; Lacertidae.